AUGGUUGAGUCUGACAGAGAGUCAGAUGUGUCAACUACCAUUGGAAGCUCUAUCGCUGGAGGAGCAGAUGGGCCGAGGUCAGUUGGUAUCGGCUCCGUGCGAAGCAGGAGCACGAGGUUUACGCGUCUCACGAAAGCGAAUUCGACCGACACGAGGCUAACCCGGGCAGAGAGCAAAGCCAAAGAGAAGGAAAGCAAAACCAAAUCAAUUUUUGAAUGGAACGGUGGGGGACGCAACGUUUUCAUUGCUGGGUCCUGGGAUGCGUUCAAGAACAAACUCCCCAUGGAAAGCAUCCGUCCUGGGUAUUACCGUAUAGUGCUCCCAAUUCCGUCGACGGACCGUGUCGAGUUCUAUUUCUUCGUUGACGGGCACAGAAAAGUAGCUACGGAUCUCCCGGCGAUCGUUAACGAAUUCGGGGAGCACGUCAACGUCAAACAUGGUGAUCCGACGAUCAUUCACAAAGCCGGCAGGGUGCGGAAGAUUUUGUCCAAGAUUAGCGGGUUAGACUUGUAUUCACCAUUCCAAGGUCAACAAAUUGCGUCUAUGAUCAUUUUCCGGAUCUUUUACCUUUUAACUAUCCCUGCAGGUUGCUAUUACUUUUACUGGUUGAUCGAAGUUGGAGGAAAUACUGCGCAGCCAUUCACGUGGUUGACUUACGUCAUCGCAGAAUUAAUGUCCAUUACUAGCGCUAUUAUUGGCCUUUUCGCGAUGUGGAGUCCCGUCAAGAGAAGAUGGCGAUCGCUGGACUCGCUCAAGCCCCCUCUUCCUGCGGAAGACUGGCCGUCUGUUGACAUUAUUAUUUCCCAUUACAAGGAGGACCCGGAUCAGGUGUUAGGAGCCAUCCGAUGUGCGUUGAAUCUCGACUACCCCAGUCACCUGCUCCACAUCAUUAUUGCAGAUGAUGGAUAUUUUGCAUCGCCAAAGAAUGUUGAGAGAUCAGAGUUGGGCGUCCGCAUGUAUCAAAUGUUGGCUGACGAAGCCGGAUAUGACCCUCUCAUGGAUGAAGUCAUGCACGACAAUGGUUUAGUUGAGCAUUACGUCAUCAAAUCUGAGGAUGAGCUCACUCGCUUGGAUUGCGCGCUCGAAUGUCAUCACUUUGCUUUUGGUCCAUUCAGCGACCAAGAAAAGAGAGCUCCUGGUGCCCUGCCACGCCUGAGUUUGAUCGCGCGAGUGAAACCAGAAGAUCAUCAUAACAAAGCAGGAAACAUCAACAAUGUGCUGUUCAACGCUGAGACGAAUGGAAAGUUGAUUCUCUUCCUGGACGCUGACAUGCAGGUUUCAGAAAACUUUUUGUUACGUACCGUGCCGCUGAUGUUAGAAGAACUCGCAGAUGAUGCUGCGGACCACAUUCUUCCGGAGGAUCUUGUCGACCCAGAGAUUGGAAUGGGGAACGGCAACUGUUCAUGGAGGAUGAAUCGUGACGUCGCUUUUGUCCAAGCUCCGCAGAGAUUUCACAACGUCUGCGCAGAGGACUACAUGGCUCAUAGAAACGCGGUCUUCUAUGAUGGCAUUUGCACCGGCCGUGACGGAUUUGGCUUAACACCGUUUGUUGGUACCAAUGCAGUUUGGCGUCGUGAGGUGCUUAAAGAAAUCAACGGAGUCGUGUACGGUUCUGUGACAGAAGACACGCUCACCUCGAAUGAAGUCCACAACAGAGGAUACGUGUCCAAGUACGCUGCAGAAGAUAUCGCAUGGGGCGAAGCACCAGUUUCUGUAGCGGCUGCCAUGUUGCAACGUCAGAGAUGGGCAAAGGGGGCGGUGAUGAACGGGAUGAAGAUUUUGCGAGAUCUGCAUAGAGAGAAAGGCAGCAGUUCUCACUAUGUUCGUCGGCGUGGAGAGAUUGAUGAAUACUACGAGUACCGCAGGACAGCGCGACGUCCAAACAAUGCGUUUGUGCGGUUAAUGUUUGGCCUUGACUCGACGCUGUACCCCUUCCUGGGUGUUUCUGCGUACUUGUACAUGAUGGUUUCCAUCGCAUAUCUGGGAACCGCGAAGGCUCCUAUUCGACCAGAUUCCAUAGCUAAUUUGGCUGCAGCGUUCAUCCUGUAUUAUUCGGUUCGAUACAUCACUUUCUACGCUGCUUUCUCCGGAGUUUCCUCAACCGACGUGCUCCGCUCGCAACAAACAUGGUUCAGUUACAACGUGUGCCAUGUGAUGGGGGUAGUGGAUGCAUUGAACAUGAAGGGGCGGAUGGGAUGGGUUGCGAACACAGGAGAACGAAACAGGAGGAACUGGAUGGAAUGGGUGAACAUUGGACUGUGUGCGCUGAUGAUGAGCAUGAUCCUGUUCAGGUUGAUUGCGUUCUUGUUUCUCGACGGGGGUUGUGCACCUUGGAAUACGAUUGGAGCGGUGUUCUUUGGAUCUUAUAUUCUGUUCAACUUGUACCCCAUGGCUUCCAUUUCGCUGAAUGAGCGACUGAGCUCGGCGUCUGACGAGGAGAAGGAACACAAGCCUCUGAACAUGCCAGUGCCGCUGAUCAUAUCGGUAGGUACGAUUAUUGGAGUUGCGUUUCUGGCCAAAUGGGCGAAGACGCCUUGCGGAGUGUUGUCCACUGCACUUUCGUCCAGAUGA
Molecule: messenger RNA, 2571 nt
Organism: Chondrus crispus (carragheen)
Lineage: Eukaryota; Rhodophyta; Florideophyceae; Gigartinales; Gigartinaceae
Product: Cellulose synthase (UDP-forming), family GT2
Exons: 2
Coding region: 1-2571 (856 amino acids)
Source: RefSeq, a predicted model, not a curated record